AUGAAAAACACCCUAUUGAUCCUUUUGACAGCACUUGGCGUCCAUUCGUCUGUUCUCCCAGAAAAUCGCCAGGUUAUCUUGCAAUGUGAAAGUUAUGACAGUUCGAAAGCUUCUCACUUGAAGACAGACAGAGUUGUGUCCACCACAUCCCGUAAAGGCACGGACAUGUCCAACGUGGCCUUCUUGGACCGUUACUUUGGAUCUUUCUUCGAUGAAUUUGAGAUCCUGGCUGCUAAUUCUAGAGCCCCAGACGGCUCGGAAAAGUUGCAGCCACAUGCUCUUAGUGACCAUUUACAUUCUCUUAUGAUAAACGAUGACUACGAGUAUCCAGACAAGGAUGACUUAAGAGAUCUCAAUGGAACAAGCGUAUUGUACCGUGGAGGUGAGUUUGGUGGACUUGUCACUUUCGCUCACGUUCCAUACGCUAACUGCUAUGACCCUGAGCUUUUCGACAAAGAAGAGUUUGACAUUGCCAUUGUAGGAGCGCCAUUUGACUCUGGAGUAUCGUAUCGUCCUGGUGCCAGAUUCGGACCCAGUGGAAUCAGAAUGGGAUCUCGUCGUUUAGCACCUGCCUACUCUGUUUACAGAAACAAUUUCGACCCAUACUCGAAUUGGGCAAAAAUUGUUGACUGUGGAGACCCACCAGUGACUCCAUUGGAUAAUCGUAUUGCCUUGGAUCAGAUUUACCGUGCAAACCGUGCAAUUGGACGUCACAAGACCACCAAAAACAACAAAAGUAAGGCACCCAAGAUCUUCACUCUUGGAGGAGACCAUACAAUCACCUUGCCAGCCAUCAAGGCUGCGUACGAGAACUUUGGACCUAUCACUGUGAUUCAUUUUGACUCUCACUUGGACACUUGGAACCCUUAUUACUUUGGAGGUAAUGUGACCGAUUACCAGUCUGUAAACCAUGGAACCUAUCUCCACUGGGCACAUGAGAAGGGACUUUUGACCAACCUGUCCAUCCAUGCCGCAAUUAGAGGUCCAUACCCGGGACCUAGGGAUGUUCAGCACGAUAAUGAUUGUGGAUUCGAUCGAGUUUUGGCAAGGGAUAUUGAUAAGAUCGGUACUGCUGGAAUUAUUGAGAAAAUCAGGAACAGGGUUGGUGAUGGAGCUAUUUAUAUCACUGUGGACGUCGACUCUAUGGAUCCAGCCAACACUCCUGCUUCUGGUACAGUAGAGCCAGGUGGAUGGACAUCCAGAGAGUUGCUCACGAUCUUGGACGGAUUGGAGGGCCUCAACAUUGUUGGAGGAGACGUCGUAGAGGUCGCACCACCAUUUGACACAGUUGCAGAGUUGACUUCUAUUACUGCUGCUCAGGUUGCAGACUCAAUCAUUUCGUUGAUGAUUUUAAAGGAGGAUAAAGAGGGGAAGAAAGAGGAGAAGAGAGAAGAAGAUAAGUAG
Molecule: messenger RNA, 1404 nt
Organism: Sungouiella intermedia
Lineage: Eukaryota; Fungi; Ascomycota; Pichiomycetes; Serinales; Metschnikowiaceae
Source: the annotation of a GenBank genome assembly